Messenger RNA from Entelurus aequoreus (snake pipefish), 1339 nucleotides. RefSeq names its product green-sensitive opsin-like. Bases 88 to 1146 code for a protein of 352 amino acids. Gene Ontology annotation, molecular function: G protein-coupled receptor activity. The transcript has 5 exons. Lineage: Eukaryota; Metazoa; Chordata; Actinopteri; Syngnathiformes; Syngnathidae. The record is from RefSeq and is a predicted model, not a curated record. Gene Ontology annotation, cellular component: photoreceptor outer segment; membrane. Gene Ontology annotation, biological process: G protein-coupled receptor signaling pathway; phototransduction; visual perception.
GCCACAGUUGGUUUCUGGACACGACUCGCGACUACACGCUCCCCAAGUUUGGAUUGACUGAAGCUCCCGUAAACCAAGUGAACGAAGAUGGUUUGGGACGGAGGAUUUGAGCCUAAUGGCACAGAAGGCAAAAACUUCUACAUCCCCAUGUCCAACAGGACCGGGAUUGUUAGAAGUCCAUUUGAAUACCAACAAUACUACUUGGUGGAUCCCAUCAUGUACAAGCUUAUGGCAUGUUACAUGUUCUUCCUGAUCUGCACUGGAACCCCCAUCAACGGUCUGACACUGUUGGUGACGGCUCAGAACAAGAAGCUCCGGCAACCUCUCAACUACAUCCUGGUCAACUUGGCUGUGGCUGGUCUCAUCAUGUGCAUUUUCGGCUUCACCAUUGCCCUCAUGUCUUCUGUCAAUGGCUACUUCAUAUUGGGAGCCACCUCCUGUGCCGUUGAGGGAUUCAUGGCCACACUGGGAGGUCAAGUUGCUCUGUGGUCUCUGGUGGUGCUGGCCGUCGAGAGAUACAUCGUCGUCUGUAAACCUAUGGGAAACUUCAAGUUCAGUAGUACACACGCCGGAGCUGGAGUCGUUUUCACAUGGAUCAUGGCUUUAGCCUGUGCCGCACCCCCGCUGUUUGGUUGGUCCAGGUACCUGCCCGAGGGCAUGCAGUGCUCCUGCGGACCCGACUACUACACUCUGGCUCCAGGCUUUAACAACGAAUCAUACGUCAUAUACCUGUUUGUCGUCCACUUCUUCACUCCCGUCUUCCUGAUAUUCUUCACCUAUGGCAGCCUUGUGCUGACAGUCAAAGCUGCUGCAGCCCAGCAGCAGGACUCAGCCUCCACUCAGAAAGCUGAGAAGGAAGUCACACGUAUGUGCGUGCUGAUGGUCUUUGGCUUCCUGGUAGCCUGGGUGCCAUACGCUACCUUUGCUGGAUGGAUCUUCAUGAACAAAGGAGCUUACUUUUCUGCUUUGACCGCUUCUGUCCCCGCCUUCUUUUCAAAGAGUUCUGCCCUGUAUAACCCUGUCAUCUAUGUGCUGUUUAAUAAACAGUUCCGUAACUGCAUGCUGAGCACCAUCGGAAUGGGCGGCUUGGUGGAGGACGAGAGCUCAGUUUCCACCAGCAAGACAGAAGUGUCCUCAGUGACUUAAAUAUGACGACACCUCAAAGUCGUCGUAUAAAGUAUUUAUUUAUUUAUUUAUUUAUUUUUUGUCAUAAAAGGUGAACCAGGAAAAAGUGGCUAGAAAGUGAUUUUCGUUCCCACGUCUGGGCACUACUCUUUUUUUGCAUUUUUGCAUAGACAACGCCAUUGUGGACAUUAGAUUAAAAUUUCUCUGCAAAAUA